AUGGCUGAUUUGCCUAAGGAGCGCAUUCAGGCCUCACGAGCCUUCAUCGUCACAGGAGUGGACUACUGCGGUCCAUUUUAUUUCAAACCCGAAACCCGCAAUAAGUCACCCCAGAAAUGUUAUAUCAGCGCCUUCAUCUGUUUCGAAACCAAGGCCGUGUGGAUGGAGCUAGUGAGGGACCUUUCAACAGGUGCUUUCUUGGAAUCUCUCAAGCGAUUUACGGCAACACGCGGCAUGCCAAGCUGUAUUUGGUCAGACAACGCAACCAAUUUCGUAAGCGCUAAGAACGAGUUGAGGGACCUACAACGCCUACUCCUAAGCGAAGAGCACCGCAGCAAGGUUCACGUCUACUGCCUCAACAAUGGUUUCGACUGGCGAUUCAUACCACCUCGUUCACCACAUUUCGGCGGCUUGUGGGAAGCCGCAGGUAAAAUGGCUAAACAACACCUAUACCGCACUCUUGGCUCUGCAAUUCUUGGUUUCGAUGAAUUGCAAAAUCCAGAAGACCUUGAUGUUUUAACUCCAGGUCAUUUUCUUAUUGGCGGCCCGCUUACAGCUGCUCCUGAGCCUAACAUCACGCAUUUAAACUACAAUCGACUCGGUCAGUGGCAGCGUGUCACAUACUUCCAACAACUAUUUUGGAAACGAUGGAGCGAAGAAUACCUCACUCUUUUUCAACAAAGAGCAAAAUGGCGCACCCCUCACCCCAGUGUGCAAAUCAACGAUAUUGUAUGCAUUAAAGAUGAAAAUUCAGCGCCUCUUAAGUCGCCUCUUGCGCGCGUCAUCGAAGUCAUUACUGGUGAGGACGGUGUUGCACGAGUAGCUGUUCUACGUACAUCCACUGGCCUUACACGUCGAGCUGUUACUAAAUUGUGCCUCCUUCCGACUAAGGAAUCAGUUGAAAGCCCUGAACUUUCAACGGAGGGGAGGAUGUUGGGAGCAGCACCUAAUUUACAUGACAUAAUUUAA
Molecule: messenger RNA, 969 nt
Organism: Anastrepha ludens (Mexican fruit fly)
Lineage: Eukaryota; Metazoa; Arthropoda; Insecta; Diptera; Tephritidae
Exons: 2
Coding region: 1-969 (322 amino acids)
Molecular function (GO): nucleic acid binding
Source: RefSeq, a predicted model, not a curated record